Messenger RNA from Cotesia congregata, 643 nucleotides. The record is from the annotation of a GenBank genome assembly. Lineage: Eukaryota; Metazoa; Arthropoda; Insecta; Hymenoptera; Braconidae.
CGUGACUCGCUAAUUACGUAACAAUACGAAAUGAAAAUUUAUUUUUUUAUUCUUUUAAUCAAUUUUUAUUUUAUUUUUAUAAAUUCUCUGGUAAUUGAAAAAAAAAUCGAACAUGAGUGUCCUAGGAUAAUAACGCGUCAAGAAUGGAAGGCAAGAAACGUAACGGGGCAUCAAUUAUUAUGGACGCGGCCAGUUCCUUAUGUAGUGAUCCACCACGGCGGAAUUCUCCAUUAUUGUUACGACAUAAAAGAGUGUUCUGUAAUCGUUAAAUCUUAUCAAGAUCUGCACAUUGAUACCAAUAAGUGGAUUGACAUUGGAUACAAUUUUGUCAUCGGAGAAGAUGGAAACAUUUACGAAGGUCGCGGAUGGGAUUUUGUGGGCGCUCAUGCUCCGGGAUUCAAUACUCAAAGCAUCGGAAUUUCGAUUAUUGGAGAUUUUUCACAUUUUAAUCCAAAUAAAAAUGCACUGAGAGCGCUGACUGACAUAAUAAAGUGUGGAGUGUUGCUCAACAAAAUAAGUAUUAAUUAUCAAGUGAUUGGGCACCGUCAAGCCCGAAUCACUGCUUGUCCUGGUGAAGUUUUUUAUAAUUACGUUCAAUCAAUGCCAAGGUGGACAUCUACUCCUGUACCUGUUUACGUUGAUG